CGUAUUGUGUGGAGAAAGCAGGCCAGAAUCAAGCUAACGUAGCAAAGGAGAGUUGUUGUAGCCUAACAGUCGCGACCUCGUUUUUCUUCUUCCACCUGAACAACAUGAAGACAACGCCGUCUUGUACGAAAGCCUCGUGUCCAUCACGCCGUGGGACGUUUUCUUAAACCUGUCAGUGUAUCUCCUUUUCAUGCCUGCCGUCGUAUAACUGUCACAGCGCGUGUCCUCGUGAACAUAUGUUCCGCUGAAUUUCCUCUUGUCGCCAUCAGCUCUACCCGGACAGGACUAGAAGCAGCAUUUGGACUACUCGUCAUUGUUUUUGUUUUUUGUUUUAAUGCAGUUUGGAGUGCAGCUUAAGCCUCAUCCACAUCACAUCCAUGUAGCCCCUCCUCCUCCUGCUGCUGACGAAGAGCCACAACACCAGAGAGCUGCUCGUCAGUCUGACACCAAACACGGAGGAGGACAGAGGAUCUCCUGAGACCAGACGAGUACCAGCCGGGACCAAGUCAGGAAUGAAAGGAUGAACUAACAUCUCUUGGACUGUGUCAAAAGGAGUAAAGGGUUUGGACCAGUGAUCUCGCCUCUAUGAUGUUCUCCUUGUGAGUAAACACUGAAGACUAAACGGGUUUCUCUUCCCUGUGAAGUGAAUCCUUCCUUAAUUUGGAGAACACUUUCUCUUUAUCUAGCCUUCUAUAGCACAAUGGAAGCUUCAAGUCGUAAACAGUCGAGUCCAGUUGGAGCUUUAGAAAUGUAUGUGAUUGUGUUGUUGGUGGAUUGAAUAGUUAAUGUCAGAGUAAUAACAAUGGGUGAACCGGUGGGGUUUGUAGCCGCAUGGAGGGCCCAGUUCCCGGAGUCUGACCCCCCGUGCAUGGAGCUGAACUCUCUGGGUAACAUUGAACAGGAGCUGGACAAAUGCAAGACUUCUAUCAGACACCUGGAGGAGGAGGUCAACAAGGAGCGCUUUCGGAUGAUCUACCUGCAGACGCUGCUCGCGAAAGAGAGGAAGUCCUACGACGGGCAGCGGUGGGGAUUCAAAAGCACGCCCCACGUGAACGAUGGAGAACUGCCCGGCGAGAGGCCCCAUGCAGAGGAGGCACCAGCAGAGGAGCAGCAGCAGCAGAGAGGUUCGGGCAAGACAGGCAGGUGUAAACCACAUCCCGAAGGAGAGGUGGACGGUGCGUCCCCGGCCAAACAGAAGGGCGGCGUGUCCCCGGAGCACCAGGACUCGGAGGCCCCCGAUUUCCCACUGGGCACCGGCUCCGUGGCCGCUCUGAGAUCCAACUUUGAGCGCAUCCGGAGGGCCAACUCUCACGCAGCCGGAGACGGCAGAGGGCUGUCGGUCAUGGGCGGCCCGGAGAAACCUUUCUACGUGAACAUGGAGUACCAUUCGGAGCGAGGCUUGGUGAAAGUCAACGACAGGGAGGUUUCGGAUAAGAUCAGCACCCUGGGCAGCCAGGCCAUGCAGAUGGAGCGCAAGAGGUCCCUGCACUCCCGCCCGGGGGACAUCAGCAAGGCUUUUCAGAGAGGCAGGUCCAGCGAGGGGAACUGCAGCCACAACGGGUCAUAUGAUGACCCCGAGGUCAGCCCUCACUUCCUGAAAGACGGCGUGAAGAAGUCCGAGCGGCAUUCGGCCGAGUGCCAGCCCUACACCAGUGUGUACGUCGGAGGAAUGAUGGCCGAGGGGGACACCCGGGUCAUCCACAUUCGGGACCACAGCGUCGAGGAGGACGCACACCUCACCUGGCCGAGGCGCUCGUACUCGCCCGGCAGCUUCGAUGACGUCGGAGGAGGCUACACACCAGACUGCAGCUCCAACGAGAACUUAACGUCCAGCGAGGAGGACUUCUCCUCGGGCCUGUCCAGCCACGUGUCUCCCAGCCCCACCACCUACCAGAUGUACAGGGAGAAAAGCCGCUCGCCCUCCCAGCACUCCUUUGACAGCAGCAGCCCGCCCACACACCUGUCUCAGAAACGGCUGAAGCAGCAAGGGAUGGUGUCCGAGGCCUCCGUCAUCGGGGUUCGUAAACCGGGCCAAAUCUGGCCCGGUGAUGGGGAGUCCACCACGUCCAGCAGGACCUCCCAUGACAACAGUGUUCAAGGAGAUCUGGAGGCUCCCUACAGCGAGACCCCUCCGUCAUACGGCUAUGACCUGGAGCACCAGCCUCGCCACGACCCGCUAUCCUUCACCGGAUCCCCGACCUCCUCGCCACGAUUCUGCUCCAAGAGCCGGAGCAGCCGAGACACCCAGUCCUCCGGCUCUCUGGAGUCCACGCUGUCGGUGGAGUUGGAUCAGGAGAAGGGGCUGGAGAUGAGGAAGUGGGUUCUGUCAGGAAUACUGGCCAGUGAGGAGAUCUAUCUCCGCCAACUGGAGGCCCUGCUGAUACCCAUGAAGCCUCUGAGAGCUGCAGCCACAACAUCCCAACCAAUGCUGAUCAUCCAGCAGAUAGAGACCAUCUUCUUCAAAGUGCCAGAGCUUCAUGAGAUCCACAAGGACUUCUACGACGCUCUGCUGCCCCGAGUCCAGGACUGGGGCCAUCAGCAGUGUGUGGGCGACCUCUUCCAGAAACUGGCCAGCCAGCUCGGAGUGUACCGGGCCUUUGUGGAUAACUAUAAGGUUGCUGUGGAGACGGCGGACAAAUGCUGCCAGGCAAACGCUCAGUUUGCAGAGAUAUCCGAGAAUCUCAAGGUCAAAAGCACAAAGGACUGCAAAGACCAGUCGGCUAAAAAUUCACUGGAAACUCUUCUCUACAAACCCGUGGACAGAGUGACUCGCAGCACACUCGUUCUGCAUGACCUGCUGAAGCACACGCCCUCCGGCCACCCCGACUAUGCGCUGCUACAGGACGCCCUGCGCAUCUCUCAGAACUUCCUGUCCAGUAUAAAUGAAGAGAUCACCCCACGCAGACAGUCCAUGACAGUUAAGAAGGGAGAGAACCGUCAGCUGUUGAGGGAUCGCUUCAUGGUGGAGCUGGUCGAAGGUUCCAGGAAACUCCGUCACGUCUUCCUCUUCACGGACCUGCUGCUCUGCACCAAGCUGAGGAAACAGGCUGCAGGAAAAGGGCAACAGUAUGACUGUAAGUGGUACAUCCCACUGGCUGACCUGACUUUCCAGACCAUUGAGGACUGCGAGUCCACCCCCAUCCCGCUGGUCCAGGAUGAGGAGAUCGACUCCUUGAAGAUCAAAAUCUCCCAAAUCAAGAACGAGAUCCAAAGAGAGAAGAGAACCACCAAAGGACCCAAGGUGAUCGAGCGUCUGAGGAAGAAGCUAUCGGAACAGGAGUCUCUGCUGCUUCUCAUGUCGCCCAACAUGGCGUUCAGGGUGGCCAACCGAAACGGCAAGGGUUUCACGUUCCUCAUCUCUUCUGAUUACGAACGCGCCGAGUGGAGGGAGAUCGUUCGCGAGCAGCAGAAGAAGUGCUUUAAAAGCUUCUCUCUGGCCUCUCUGGAGCUGCAGAUGCUAACUAACUCAUGUGUGAAGCUGCAGACUGUUCACACGAUUCCUAUGACCAUGAAUCAGGAAGAUGAUGAAUCUUCUGGUUUGUACGGCUUUCUAAAUGUCAUCGUCCACUCUGCGUCGGGCCUGAAACACAGCUUAAACCUGUACUGCUCUCUGGAGGUGGAUUCCUUCGGCUACUUUGUCAACAAAGCCAAAACACGCGUGUACAGAGACUCUACAGAGCCCAACUGGAACGAGGAGUUUGAGAUUGAACUGGAGGGCUCUCAAACGUUGAGGCUGCUCUGCUAUGAGAAAUGCUACAACAAAAGCAAGCACAGCAAAGAGGAUGGAGAGAACGCCGACAAGAUCAUGGCAAAAGGACAAAGACAGCUGGAUCCUCAGACGCUGCAAAAUAAAGACUGGCAGAGGGCAGUCAUCGCCAUGAAUGGGAUCGAGGUGAAACUCUCCAUGAAGUUCACCAGCAGAGAGUUCAGUUUGAAGAGAAUGCCUUCACGGAAACAGUCCGGCGUCUUUGGAGUGAAGAUCAACGUAGUAACCAAGCGAGAGCGCUCCAAGGUUCCCCUCAUCGCGAGACAGUGUGUGGAGGAGAUCGAGCGGCGGGGGAUGGACGAGGUGGGAAUCUACCGAGUGUCUGGAGUCGCAACUGACAUCCAGGCACUGAAGGCGGCCUUCGAUUCCAACAACAGAGACGUCUCUGUGAUGAUGAGGGAGAUGGACGUGAACGCCAUCGCCGGAACACUGAAGCUGUAUUUCCGCGAGCUGCCGGAGCCUCUUUUCACCGACGACUUGUACCCCAACUUUGCCGGAGGCAUCGCUCUCUCUGACUGCAUGGCCAAGGAGAGCUGCAUGCUCAACCUGCUGCUGUCUCUGCCAGAGACCAACCUGGUGACCUUCCUCUUCUUGCUCGACCACCUUAAAAGGGUGGCUGAGAACGAGUGCAUCAACAAGAUGUCUCUGCACAAUCUGGCCACAGUCUUUGGCCCCACUCUGCUGCGGCCCUCUGAAAAAGACAGCAAGAUCUCAAACAGCUCACAGCCCAUCUCCAUGAAUGACAACUGGUCUCUAGAAGUCAUGGCUCAGGUGCAAGUGCUUCUCUACUUCCUUCAGCUGGAGAGCAUUCCUACCCCCGACAGCAAACGUCAAAGCCUUCUCUUCUCCACUGAAGUAUAACCGGAACGUCUCGCACUUGUGUGUACAUGUUCGGUUCAGAGGCCGAAUGUCUGCUCCUCAAUGAGCUGGACGCUGCUGAGCGGCCACGCGGCCGGCUGGUUUACUCUGACGAUGCGUAUCUUAGCCACUAGGGGGAGCCAUCGGACUAGAAACAGCCACCAUGACCAAAGCCAUGUCUUUUGGAGGGAGGUGUGAUGACAGAGCCUGUGUGUUCUGUUUACAUACAAGCUUGCCUGCUGUGUCAGUAAAAGACAACCCUCUGUGAUGUAUGUACAAAUAUAGCAUUCCUUUUUAAAUUUUAUUUCAAUUUCACAAGGUCGUUAUUUACUGUACUUAGAUAUUUUCCACUGCCCUGUUCUGUCACUGUACACAUGAGCUCCAUAUUCACAGAAGGGGAUUUCUGCUGUAGUGCGAUAUUGUACGAUUUAUUUCUGUGGAUGACUGAUCGGAUUAAUGGACAUGGGUUUCUCACAUAUAUUCGUGUUUGUUUUUCCCCCAGAAAUUGUUUGACUUGGUUGAAAGCUCACCUGUGCCAAUGUUUCCCUGCUGAUGGCCAUUAGAACAUUUCAGUUACCCAAAUGUUUACAUGCACUCUUCCUCUUGUACAGAAUUUAAAAGACUGAAAACUGUAGUUGACACACAGCAACAUGCAGGCGUGUUGACCAAAGCAUCUGAAGUGUGCUCUGCUGUUUGUAUAGUGACCUCCUUCAGUUCACAGGCUCUUCUUGUGUUGCCCAAACCAACUUUUCUGUAGAAAUGAGUGAUUUAUUUUGGAAGUGGUACAAAGAAGUGAAAGGCAAAUCAUUCCAGGCAAAAGGUGAGGCCUGAUCUACGGAGUGUGUGCUGUGCUGCCUAGAAGUUAAAUUUCACAGUUGCUUUUUGACCAUAUUUCAUAUGUUUUGUGUCCACGUUGUUUUUGUUCUGAUUUGAUUUAUUCUGUGGAUGUAUAUGUGUUGCUUCCUGCAUUCCUUCUCUGGAGUCUACCUAUAGAGGAUAAACCCACACUGCUGUAGAAUUGAGAGCACCCAGAGAUUAUCUCAAACACCAAAUGUUCCCUAUAGUAUCCUUGAAGCACAGUGAUUCACUCAUACAUGUAUUAUGGCUUAUUAAUAGGUUAAUCAUCCACAUACCUGGUAUUACUUAUGGAAAAUAGUGUUCUUGCAUUCAUAUUUUUUUCCCAAAUCACUACAAGUAUUCAAACACUUGUGAGCACAAACUAUAACCCUAAAGGCUUGUGAUUUAAGUAAAAUAAGCAAUAUUAGAGAUUAUAGGAUGAGACUAGUGGGUAUUGUGUGUAUGAUUGAUGUAAAUAAAAACUUGGUAACAUUA
This is a messenger RNA of Pseudoliparis swirei, 5956 nucleotides long. RefSeq names its product PH_BCR_vertebrate and RhoGAP_Bcr domain-containing protein. The transcript has 23 exons. Gene Ontology annotation, biological process: intracellular signal transduction; positive regulation of GTPase activity; protein phosphorylation. Lineage: Eukaryota; Metazoa; Chordata; Actinopteri; Perciformes; Liparidae. The record is from RefSeq and is a predicted model, not a curated record. The coding region runs from base 803 to 4627 and encodes 1274 amino acids. Gene Ontology annotation, molecular function: guanyl-nucleotide exchange factor activity; protein serine/threonine kinase activity; GTPase activator activity. Gene Ontology annotation, cellular component: membrane.